AUGGAGGAGACUAGCAAACCCACAAUUCUCGUCACAAACGAUGAUGGAAUCGACGCGCCUGGUCUGAGAGCUUUGGUUGAAGUUCUCGUUGCCACCAAUCGUUACAAUGUUCAAGUAGCGGCCCCUGAUAGUGAGAAGUCAGUUGUAAGUCAUAGUAUGACUUGGCGUCUCCCUGUUACUGCCAAGCAAGUACACAUUGAUGGAGCCACAGCCUUUGCAAUCUCUGGGACUCCAGCUGAUUGUACUUCCCUGGGAAUUUCCAAAGAUCUUUUUCCAACAGUGGCUGAUCUGGUAGUUAGUGGUAUAAACAAGGGUAGCAACUGCGGUUAUCACAUUGUUUCCUCAGGCACUGUGGCUGGAGCUCGAGAGGCUUUUUUCAAUAAUAUACCUUCCAUUUCCAUCUCAUAUGAUUGGGUUGAAGGAAAGAGUGACCCACAUGACUUCACCCUUUCAGCUCAAGAGUGCUUGCCUAUCAUAAGUGCUGUAUUGGUUGAGAUAAAGAAUCGAAAAUAUCAUCAAGGAUGCUUUUUAAACGUAGAAGUGCCAACAAAUGUUGCUAGUCAUAAGGGCUACAAGCUGACUAAGCAGGGCCAAAGCCGGAUCAAGAUGGGAUGGCGGCAAGUCACCUCUGAGAUGACCAUGGACAUAGAGACAGCAGGACCUACAGAAGCGCACUCAUCAUCAGGAUCACCUGGACUUCUUGUAUUCAAGAGAGAAAAAAGAGGGCCCCAAUGUGAUGCCAACGAUAAUGAUUACAAAUUUUUGCAAGAAGGAUAUAUUACUGUUACUCCUCUGGCUGGUCUGGCUAAUGUGGAGGGAGAUUGCCAUUCCUAUUUUAAGGAUAUGUUACUAGAGGUCUCUGAACACUCCUCUCCGGCAGUAAUAUGA
Messenger RNA from Neltuma alba, 888 nucleotides. RefSeq names its product 5'-nucleotidase SurE-like. Lineage: Eukaryota; Viridiplantae; Streptophyta; Magnoliopsida; Fabales; Fabaceae. Gene Ontology annotation, cellular component: cytosol. Gene Ontology annotation, molecular function: nucleotidase activity. The record is from RefSeq and is a predicted model, not a curated record.